This is a messenger RNA of Anguilla anguilla (European eel), 4742 nucleotides long. RefSeq names its product desmoglein-2-like. The record is from RefSeq and is a predicted model, not a curated record. Lineage: Eukaryota; Metazoa; Chordata; Actinopteri; Anguilliformes; Anguillidae. The coding region runs from base 182 to 4126 and encodes 1314 amino acids. The transcript has 14 exons. Gene Ontology annotation, molecular function: calcium ion binding. Gene Ontology annotation, biological process: homophilic cell-cell adhesion. Gene Ontology annotation, cellular component: plasma membrane; desmosome.
CGCCUCCCCUAGACUCCCGAGGCACAGUACGCAGUGACUUGCCUGCAGGCUUUUUGGAAGUUGGUGUUGUAUUAUGAUUUCGCAAAUAAAAACGUAGGGCAUAUCCACCAGACACAGGAAACACAGACCUAUUUGCAUUAUUCCAAUUCAGAGAGAAAAUUCUGCAGAGUUGUCACCCAAAAUGGCCCGGGUAUUUUAUGCUGGAAUAUGUCUGCUGUUGAUCCACAUGCUAACGGUUGUAAUUGUCAAGGUGGACACCAAAGGGCUCACAAAUUUAAAGAGGCAAAAAAGGGAGUGGAUCGUACCACCGAGGAAACUGAAAGAGAAUGUGGAUUACAGACGCGAAGUCAUCGCAAAAAUUCGGUCCGAUGAAGAGACGAGGACUUCGAUCAGAUACUCCCUGACAGGUCAAGGCGCUGACAAGGACCCCGUCGGGCUGUUUGUUGUUGAUUCACGGAGUGGCGAAGUCAGGGUGACGGAUAUUCUGGACCGAGAGAAAGUAGCGGUUUACUACCUCCAGGGCAUGGCAAAAUUUGACAAUGGUUCACAAGCAGAGAGAAACAUUGACCUACGCGUCAUUGUAGAAGACGAAAAUGACAACGAUCCGGUGUUUUCCAUUGUGAAAGCUGGAAAUGUCAGUGAAUUAAGCCAGUCAGGCACUUUAGUGAUGAUAAUUGCUGCCACAGACGCUGAUGAUCCAGCGACUCCCAAUGCUCAGAUAACUUACAGCAUCCUGGAACAGGUUCCAGGUGACCCAGCCAUGUUCGAACUCAUCAAGGAAACGGGCGAGAUUCGCGUCCGACAAAACACUCUAGACAGAGAAACGCACACUUCCUAUACGUUGAAAGUUAUUGGCGCUGACAUGAACGGGCAGAAGGGAGGCAGAACUGGUACAGGAGCUUUUACAAUCAACAUCCAGGAUGUCAACGACAACGUCCCCACGCUGGAGAAAUCUUACUACGAGGGCAGCGUGGAGGAGAACACAGUGAACGUGGAGGUGAUGCGCAUCAAAGCUGUGGACCUCGACUUAAUCAACACCGACAACUGGCGGACGAUUUUCUCAAUCGUUUCAGGAAACGAAGCCGGAUACUUCAACAUCACGACGGACGAAAAGACCAACGAGGGCAUUAUAACACUGAUCAAGGCCCUGGAUUAUGAAGAGCUGAAAGAGGUGAACCUCAGGAUCAGCAUGCGCAACAAAGCGGCCUACCACCAAAGCGUGGUCCUGCCACCGGGCGGAAAAUCCUACCCCAUCAAGAUAAACGUGAAGAACCAGCCCGAAGGCCCCAGGUUCAGUCCCGCCAUGAAGGCCAUCUCCAUCUCCGAGAACAGCAAGGUGGUGACCACCCACACCGUCAUCGCCACCUACACCGCCAUCGACGGGGACACCCUAGUGGCGGCAGAAAACGUCCGGUAUGCAAAAUUGCUCGACCAAGCCAACUGGUUGAUAAUCGAUGAAAGGACUGCAGAGAUUAAACUGAGCCAAAUACCAGAUCGGGAAUCCAAGUUCUUGGUUAAUGGAACAUACAUUGCAAAGAUAAUAUGUAUAACGAAUGACAUCCCAGCAAAAACCGCCACCGGAACCAUAUUCAUGGAGGUAGAGGACUUCAACGACCACUGCCCCACGCUCACCAGCACGACUCGGACCGCCUGCAGCUACGACACCGCCCUGCUGGUCACUGCCGAGGACGCGGACCCCGACCCCAACGGCGCCCCCUUCCACUUCCGGGUCGUGCGCGAAGGCACAAAGCAGAAGUGGACCGUCGAACCUGCCGACGAGAACAGAAGUGUGAUCCUGAGAGCCAGUGAGAAGCUGUGGCCCGGCCUGUACCAAGUGGAGCUGGAAGUGCGGGACCAGCAGGGCAAGGCCUGUGAGGCCCGGCAGGUUCUGGACGUGAUGGUCUGCACCUGUGGGGAGGGCGGGGCGGAGAAGGCGUGCGAGGCCAGGGCCGUGCCUUCAACCGUUUUCGGGGCUCCAGGGGUGGCCUUCCUGCUGCUGGCCCUACUGCUGCUUCUGCUGGUGCCUCUGUUACUGCUGUUCUGUACGUGCGGGGGCAAAAACUUCAUGAUGAUGCCGGUGGACACCAAAGAGCAUCUGAUAGAGUACCACACAGAGAGACCUGGAGAAGACAAGGAAGUCCCACUUCUAAAAGUCCCCACAGAGGUUGAUGGCUCCAUUAAAGCUAAACAUUUUGAGAAGCUUGGGGCAGGACAAUCUGCGGGAGGGGCAGCAGGAGCAAGUCUGUUGGGGGCGGCAGGGGAAGGUUUUGGGCAGACCAUGGGGGCAGGUUAUGGGCAGGCCAUGGGGGCAGGUUAUGGGCAGGCCAUGGGGACAGGUUAUGGGCAGGCCAUGGGGGCAGGUUUUGGGCAGACCAUGGGGGCAGGUUAUGGGCAGGCCAUGGGGGCAGGUUAUGGAGGGGCAGAAGGUGGCUACUCUUCCGCCUCUGCCUGGGGCUAUAGUGAUGGAAUACAGGGCGCAGAAAUGAAAGGAAGAUACUCGGGAUUUGAAAGCCUUCACAAAGGAGCCUGGGAUGGAAUCGCCCUCACAGAAGAUUUUCUGGACGAUUACUACUCUCAGAAGGCGGGCUGUGCAGAGGGUCUCGGCGGGCUGUUGGGGGACGGACUGCAGAUAUACGAGUACGAGGGUCAGGAGUCGCCCGCGGGGUCCGUGGGGUGCUGCAGCUUACUGGGCGCCGACGACAGCCUGGACUUCCUGAACGACCUGGGCCCCAAGUUCAGAACCCUGGCGGAGAUGUGCAGGGGCUCGGCCACGGAGACCGCGUCCUCGACCGCCGCCUCGGCUCGCGGCGUCCACUCGGGCGGCGCGGCGUCGUCGUCGUCGGAGACGACCCACACCGAGAUCACCGCGGAAACCACGCUGGGCGCCAGCAAGGCCUCACCGGCCCGCGCAGCGUCAUCGUCGAAGACGACCCACACCGAGAUCACCGCGGAAACCACGCUGGGCGUCAGCAAGGCCUCACCGGCCCGAGCGGCUUCCCCCGCCCGCGCAACUCCGCCGGCCCACGCGGUGGAGAGCGUCGUCACGGAGACCAGUUACGCCGCCUCCGCCCCCAGGGUGCAGGUGACGGAGAACGUGCUGGCGUCGAGCGGGGCGUACCUGGUCCAGCCGACGCCCGUGCUCUACACCACCGCCCCGGUCCUGCAGACCCGCUACGUCCUGGAGCAGCCGGGCCUGGGCGCCACCCUGCUGGUGACGGACAGGCCCGGGAGCGCCCAGGGUGUGUACCUGCUCAACGACGCUCCACGCAUGGGUGAGACGGUGCUCGUCCGGGAGCAGAGGGGGGCGGCGACGGUGGCGGCGGUGCCGGCUGGCGCUUUGGGCAUGAACGAGGGCGUGGUCCUGGUGGAGCAGCGCCACGUGCUGAGAGAAGCCGACGCCGGGCGGGGCCACACCCUCCUGCGCGUGGAGAGCCCGGGGCCCGGGGCCCAGAGCCUGCUGGUGCUGGAGAGGCAGGUGGUCACAGAGAGCCAAUCGGAACCAAGGCAGGUGCUGGUACAGGAGAGGAGCGCCUCGGCAUCCCCAAACCCCCCGCUGGUGGAGAGUCAGGUGGCCUUGGAGUCAGGUCAUCAGCAAGGGCUUCAACAGGGAACGAGCCUCUCGCAGUCCCACAGUCUCCUGCUUGUACAGGAGAGGAGUGCCUCGGCAUCCCCAAACCCCCCGCUGGUGGAGAGUCAAGUGGCCGUGGAGUCAGGUCAUCAGCAAGGGCUUCAACAGGGAACGAGCCUCCCGCAGUCCCACAGUCUCCUGCUUGUACAGGAGAGGAGUGCCUCAGCAUCCCCAAACCCCCCGCUGGUGGAGAGUCAGGUGGCCGUGGAGUCAGGUCAUCAGCAAGAGCUUCGACAGGGAACGAGCCUCCCGCAGUCCCACAGUCUCCUGCUGGAGGUGGGCGCAGGAUCCACGCGGGGACGUCUGUCGCCAGCCUCCCAGAACUCGCUGGCUGGGGAGGAGGGUGUCUCCUGGCCGUCUGGCGCUCAGGAGGAGGGGGCGGAGCUCCGGAUGGUUGCUCCACCCGGGGCCCACACGGUGGUCAGGCAGGAGAAGCAGAUCUCCUACUCUGAGAGGAGCGUGCAGGAGGUCACCUCCGCUGGCCACGCCCCCAUCUGAGCUCCUCAUCUGUUCUUACACUCUUUUUUUUUUUUUUUUUACUAAUGCUUUCGGCCUAAUCCUCAAAAACACAAAAAAAAUUAUUAUUCAGGCUCAUACCAUUCAGCCCAAGGAAUCACGUGGGAUGCACACUGUGGUCUUGAAGAGUGAGGAGUGACAUGUUAACACAGGCCAGCGUUAACUGAAGUUGUCUUGGUCUCCUGGGCUGCUGGGCGUGUUGUAAACACACUGUGCAUAAUGGGCAAAGUCUAAAAAGGGAGUACUAGGAAGGCAGAGUUGUUUUUUUGAACUUCAGGCCUACUUCUGGUUUUCUCAGAACACAGAAAUUAUUUACAUGCCUGUAGCCUAGUCGUUUAUUUUACCUGACAUUUCUUUGAGAUAAUCCUGCAGGCUGCGAAUGUGACCUUGUGCAAAUGCGCUGGCUCAAUACAGCAGUGAGCCACCUUUAGUGUAUACGGCUGUUUAGAAAGGUCUAGAAAGUUCAGAAUAAUUAGCUGGGGUGGGGGGUGGGCAGCACAUACUGCACACUCUGCAUUACAUUACAGGCAUUUAGCAGACGCUCUUAUCCAGAGCGACUUACAUAACUUUUUUUAUUUUUUACAUAGCAUUUACAUUG